AUGCAGCUCGGCGGCGCGGCGCUGCUGCUGUGCGCGGCGGGGCUGGCCGCGGCCCCCGCGCCCGCACCGGGAGCCGGGCCCGAGCGGCGGGCGGCGGCGGGAGCCGGGCGGGAGCGGCGGGCGCAGUUCGCCUCCUGGGACGAGGUGAACGUGCUGGCCCACGGGCUGCUGCAGCUGGGGCACGGCCUGAAGGAGCACGUGGAGCGCACCAAGGGCCAGCUGCGGGAGCUGGGCGGGCGGCUGAGCGCCCACAACAGCUCCCUGGGGCGGCUGCUGCGGCAGGCGCGGGAGGCGCAGGAGCGCGGCGAGCGGCUGCGGGGCAGCGUGCGGGAGCUGGAGGGCCGCGGCCGGCAGCUGCUCAACCUCUCCGAGGCGCUGCGGCAGCGGCUGGAGGAGGUGGCGGCUGACAAGGACGCGAUCCAGGGCCGGCUGGAGCGGCUGGAGGGCCGGGUCCGUCUGGCGCUGCAGGCGCGGCCGGCCGGGAACCAGAGCGCUCGGGACCUGGGGGCGCUGCAGUCCCUGAUGGAUGCUCAGAACCUGCGUAUUGAGGAGCUUCUGCAGAAAAUCAAGCAGCAGCAGUACAAGCUGGACAAGCAGAACCUGCAGAUUAAAAGCCUGCAGAGCAAGGUCAAUCUACUAAUUCCCCUACACCACAACAAAACACAGCCUCCAAAGUGGAAGAUAAACCUGAAGAAGAGCCUCAACCUCACCAACCAGAGUCAGAAUGGCAGUGGGGAGCCCCUGCAGACACAGAGGCUCCCAGAGGGUUGCCACCAGCUCUUCCUGGCUGGGCAGCGGAGCAGUGGCAUUUUCCAGGUACAGCCCACAGGAUCUCAGCCCUUCAAAGUCUACUGUGACAUGAGCGCAGAGGGUGGCUGGACAGUGAUCCAGAGGCGCAUGGAUGGCUCUGUGGACUUUGACCAGCUGUGGGAUGCCUACAAGAAUGGCUUUGGAGACCUUCGUGGUGACUUCUGGCUGGGCCUGGAGAAGAUACAUCGCCUUGUCCAAGAGGGAAAAUACAACCUCCUGAUUGAGCUGGAAGACUGGGAGGGGAAUUCCCAGGUGGUUCAGUUUGUCUUCAGUCUUGGUGGUGAGAGCACAGCCUACACACUCAACCUGCUGGGGCCUCUGUCUGGAGAGCUGGAAAACGCCAUUGGGGAAUUCAGGCAGCUGCCCUUCUCCACUCGGGAUCGUGACCAUGACCUUAAAGCUGACACAAACUGUGCCAAACACCUCUCAGGUGGCUGGUGGUUCAGCACCUGUGGCCAUGCCAACCUCAAUGGGAAGUACUUCCGCUCCAUCCCGCGGCAGAGGCACGAGCGCAAGCAGGGCAUCUUCUGGAAGACAUGGAAGGGCAGGUACUACCCCCUGAAGUCAACCAUCAUGAAAAUCCAACCUGCAGCACUGGAAGCGGAGCCCUAAAGUUUCUACUUGAGACUUUCUCUGUGGAGCAUGGACCUGAGCUCCAUCACUCGGUGUUUACAGAAAACAACCUCCCCUUCCUAGGUUAGAAGCCCUUUAGAGGCACAACACUGCUCCUCACUAAAAGUAAAACAGCUCCACGUUGCCAGAACCUCUGGAUGGGAGUUUCCAAACCUGAAGAGGAGUCCCAGGAGGGAGAUCCACCUCCAGAGCAUGCACAAGGGUUUUCUGACCUGCCAUGUGCUGCUGCAGAAGUUGAAAUUGUCCGGUGCUUUCUAUCCUGUCUUAACAUUUCUGUACUGUGUUGAUGAGCUGGGCCUGGGGCAGGAGGGGCACAGGAAGUGUCUCACUGCUCUGGACCACAGCACUGGGUAUGGAGUCUUGCUAUAUGUCCUGUCUUUCACUGUUGUUGCCAAAUGAUGUCCCAGGUACCCCCUGUGAGAGCCCCUGGAGCCUCCUGUGCAGGGGCUGGGGGCAGUGAGCCUCAGGCAGCUCCAUCUGUGCAGCCCCUGCCCCCUGAGGUGCAGGGCUUGGUGGGAAAGCUGAGA
Agelaius phoeniceus (red-winged blackbird) is the source of this 1970-nucleotide messenger RNA. RefSeq names its product angiopoietin like 4 (gene ANGPTL4). NCBI's taxonomy places the organism in Eukaryota, Metazoa, Chordata, Aves, Passeriformes, Icteridae. Gene Ontology annotation, cellular component: fibrinogen complex. Gene Ontology annotation, molecular function: protein-macromolecule adaptor activity; extracellular matrix structural constituent. Gene Ontology annotation, biological process: blood coagulation, common pathway; positive regulation of heterotypic cell-cell adhesion; blood coagulation. The record is from RefSeq and is a predicted model, not a curated record.